AUGAUAGUUUUCAUCUAUGGCUGUCAUGUUUAUUGGAUCUACUUCAUGCCUACAGAAAAAGUUCAAGCAACAAUAAGUGUUAAAUCAGAAAAUUUCUAUCAAACAUUAGAAGAAUCUAUAGUUAAUUCAGCUACAACAAAUCAAUCGUCUUCUUAUGCAGAAUUAAUUGCUGCUAAUGAACGUUUAAAAGGAAAUAUUUCAAAGAUAUUUACUGAAUUUGUUAAUAAAGCUCGUCUUGAACAAGAAGCUAAUGGUGAUAAGAAAAAACGUAAAAUAAAACAUGAUGAUGAGAAAGAAGAUGAUGAAGAAGACGAAGACGAAGAAGAAGAAAAUGAAGAUGAUGAUGAUGAUGCUGGAUCAUCGGACAAUAAUGAAGAAGAACAAUAA
Messenger RNA from Rotaria sordida, 387 nucleotides. The record is from the annotation of a GenBank genome assembly. Lineage: Eukaryota; Metazoa; Rotifera; Eurotatoria; Philodinida; Philodinidae.